UCGCCAAAGACGUCCGGGCUACCCACCAUGCCAUCUAGCGCUGUGAUACAUUGUAUGUUGUAAUGAUUUACCAACAUAUCCCUGUGUCUAGGAAGAUAAGGUAUGUAGUGUAAAACAGAGACAGAAUAUAGAUCAAUUCCAGUGAGUGUGUGUAACACGACAAUCCAAUAUGUCCUUUCUUUGGGUGAUGCUACUGAUGGGAAUGAUUUACAAUGCUAUAGCUCAAGAUCCAACACUGGAACCGCAUACGUUGGAAAUAUUUAGACGACUUGACCGCGACGACAAACUGAUUUCUGAAAUGGCUAAGACAAUUGCUGAGUUAAGGGAAGAUAACAGGGGCUUAAAGAGAAAGUUUGAUAUGAUGUGGAAGUUUUACACCCGGGAUCUCAACAAUAAACGUGUAACUGAUGAUGAAGAUAAUACACCACAACAGUUCACCGGAGACGACGCAAACAAUACCUCGUCACGUGGCAAACUAACAGUUGUUGACCGGGUAAGUCCAAGUUUCGCUCCUACUACUGCCUUUUUCGCCAUACUAGGGAGUGAUUUGAUCGACCCAAGUGAAAAUUACGUCAUUCCUUUCCACAAUGUUGUCACGAAUAUUGGUGGGAAUUUCAACACCCAUGGAACAGGAGUGUUCCUCUGUGAGAUUCCCGGAACUUACGUUUUCCAAUGGACAAUAUGUGUCAGAGGCCACCAAAUGGCAUUCGGUGUACUUGUGAAGAAUGGUUCUCCGAUAUCAACUGUCACUAGUGGGAGAGAUGAAAUAGAGUACUCCUCAGGGACGGGAUCUGCCAUCAUCGAACUAGACCCUGGAGAUGAUGUAGUUUUAGAAGUUAAAGACCCCAGAAAUUCCGCUGAUAUUUCUGGAGGAUUUACAACAUUUUCUGGCUUUCUGCUGAAAUAACUUACAAACCUUUAUAUAUGCCGAUAUUUACACUUUAAAACAUGUCACGACUCCCAUGAAAUAAAAGAACUAACGGACUUGCAAUAAUGAA
This is a messenger RNA of Pecten maximus, 998 nucleotides long. Its product is annotated as C1q-related factor-like. Gene Ontology annotation, molecular function: protein binding. The transcript is spliced from 2 exons. Lineage: Eukaryota; Metazoa; Mollusca; Bivalvia; Pectinida; Pectinidae. The record is from RefSeq and is a predicted model, not a curated record. The coding region runs from base 170 to 907 and encodes 245 amino acids.